AGCAGUCCGUGCAGGUCUUGGAGGACACAGAGGUGCAGCAGGCUGAAGAGCAGCCAUUCGGAUGGGCAACGUACCCACUACAGUGAAGCACUGCCUGAGCUAUGAGCAACUCAUCCAGGACUACCCAUGGCUGAAACGCUGGCUGCUGGAGGAGAAGACCCUUACUGGACAUGAGUAUCCAGAGUUUGUUAAAAUAGUUGAAGUUGGACCGAGAGAUGGACUUCAAAAUGAGAAGGAAAUUGUUCCGACAGGGGUGAAAAUCCAGCUGAUAGACAUGCUUUCAGGAACAGGCCUGCCUGUGAUCGAGGCCACCAGCUUUGUCUCUUCAAAGUGGGUACCGCAGAUGGCAGACCACACUGAUGUCCUCAGAGGAAUCCAGAGAGAACCUCAUGUCCGGUACCCUGUUUUGACACCUAACAUGCAAGGCUUUCAGGAUGCUGUUGCAGCUGGUGCUACUGAAGUGGCGGUGUUUGGGUCAGCGUCUGAAACCUUCAGUAAAAAAAAUAUUAACUGCUCUAUUGAUGAAAGCAUGCUACGGUUUGAGGAAGUCAUUAAAGCAGCCAAAGAGCGACAAAUUCCAGUCCGUGGAUAUGUUUCGUGUGCCCUUGGAUGCCCCCUUGAGGGACACAUUGAACCUUCCAAAGUCUCCCAGGUGGCAAAGAGGUUGUAUGAAAUGGGCUGCUACGAGAUUUCCUUGGGGGAUACCAUCGGCGUUGGUACACCAGGUUCCAUGUUUAAGAUGCUGCAGAGUGUGAUGAACGAGGUGCCGACCAACGCUCUGGCAGUUCACUGCCAUGACACGUAUGGACAAGCACUGCCCAACAUCCUGACUGCACUUCAGAUGGGGGUCUGUGUGGUGGAUUCUGCAGUCGCUGGCCUGGGAGGUUGCCCAUACGCUCAGGGUUCAUCGGGCAAUGUUUCAACAGAGGAUGUACUCUACAUGCUCCAUGGCAUGGGCAUUGAAACUGGUGUGAACCUUACCAAAGUUAUAGAGGCUGGAGACUUCAUCUGCAAUGCUUUACGUCGCGAUACCAACUCCAGGGUUGCCCGGGCAAGAACACUUUGAUGUGUUUCCUUAAAGGAAUAUAUUUAGAUAUUUGACCCCCGUUCAAGUGCUUCCCUUGUUGUUGCUGCAUUCAGAUGUUGCCUAUGCUUUUGUAGUUGAAGUACAUUGAUCCUCGUAUUAAACUGUCAGAGGCGUGCGUCCCAUCCAAAUAAUCUCAAGAAAGAUCCGAACAACAUUGUGUUUUGUGUUCCCAAAUCAGACUUUUUGAGUUCAGUUCCCUUCCUUUCUAUUCAUUUCCACAUUGUUUGUUUAUUACGAAUUACUCGAGGGACCAUUAUGAUCAACUGAAACGUCCAGUUUUUUUGUGUGAUGGCCUUAUAAAGUAAUGUCACAAUAUGAAUUUAGUCUAUUUUGACAACUCGCUGAACUCAGUUAAUAAACAGAGAAGACAAACAGCAAAAAGAAAAAUGUCCUUCCUGCUUUUGAAAAAUGCAUAUCUCUUUAUGCACUUUCCUACCGGAAUCAGAUCCCGUAUGAAUAGCAACAAAAAAACACUCAGGUUUGCCAAAGAUCAUUUAAAAAGCUUUUACCAUGACACAAGCUACUCUCCAGGUAGAUCCUUUGUGUGAGUGUCUGUUAAAAUCCUAUGUGCUUUAUGUAAAACAUGAUCAAAUAUGAACAUUAAAAUGGAAUGUGACACUAAAAGAUUAAUGAAAUGUAAUCUAAAGCAUGAUGGGAAAUAAUAAAUGGGGUAUGUUGUAUUGU
Molecule: messenger RNA, 1771 nt
Organism: Cyclopterus lumpus (lumpfish)
Lineage: Eukaryota; Metazoa; Chordata; Actinopteri; Perciformes; Cyclopteridae
Gene: hmgcll1
Product: 3-hydroxymethyl-3-methylglutaryl-CoA lyase-like 1
Exons: 9
Coding region: 62-1066 (334 amino acids)
Biological process (GO): ketone body biosynthetic process; L-leucine catabolic process
Molecular function (GO): hydroxymethylglutaryl-CoA lyase activity
Source: RefSeq, a predicted model, not a curated record